Penicillium taxi is the source of this 1119-nucleotide messenger RNA. RefSeq lists its product as uncharacterized. The record is from RefSeq and is a predicted model, not a curated record. Lineage: Eukaryota; Fungi; Ascomycota; Eurotiomycetes; Eurotiales; Aspergillaceae. The coding region runs from base 1 to 1119 and encodes 372 amino acids. The transcript is spliced from 2 exons. Gene Ontology annotation, molecular function: acyltransferase activity.
AUGUUCCCGUCCCGGCCGCCGGUGAAGCUCUCCGAUGCCCUCAACAUUAGCUUCUCCCCAGUUUCGCAAUUACGCCAAUCUUUCGGAUCAAAAUUUAUACAACGCAGCGCGGUUAGACGCGGUGGUGGGCACUUUGUCGAUUCCUUCGCCUUCGCCAAUUCAGCCCGCAAGCCGCCUUGCACUAUUGAGCAUCUCUGGCAGUAUCUCAGCAUUUCACGUACUCCGUCGCAUCGCAUAUUCAAAAUGGCAGCCCGCAUCCCCAUGAGCCAGGUCCCGGCCAUGUUCGCUCGCCGACAGCCCCGAGUGCACCAAAUCGCCAGGCGUCUCCAAUCCUCCUCCGCUCCUCAAUUCCAGAACCCCGCCUAUCCGCUCUACCCUUCGGUUCAACAGCUCCUGCACGAGAAGCAUGUCCCUGAAUCAGAAGUGUCCAAGAUCCCUGCCUCCGGCCCCAAGGGCCGUUUACUGAAGGGAGAUGUGCUCGCAUAUCUGGGCCAAAUUAGCUCAGAUUACCCGGCCACCCAGGCCGCAACCCUCGCCAAGCUCGCACACCUAGACUUGAGCAACAUCAAGAUCGCAGCUCCCCCUGCACCCAAGCCCGCUGCGCCGGUCGUAGAGGAGGUCAUCGCUAAGCCGACUCCUCUAGUAUCCGUUGCUAUCUCAGUCUCAUUGGCUGCCGUAUUGUCUGCACAGAAGAAGCUCCAGGAUAGCCUGAACGUGACAGUGCCAUUGUCCCGCUUCCUUGCUGUGGCAACGGACCUGGCUAAUGACGACCUCCCGCGUUCCAAGAAUGAUAAGCCAUCUGCUGACGAGCUCUUCGAUGAGCUACUCGGCGCAGAGCCCAUCCAAUCUUCCCGUGGCGACUUUAUCCCCGAAUUGAAUGUUUUCGAUACUGUCCAGAGUGCCCGCCAGCCGGCCCCUGUGAAGGAAGAUCUCAUUGACUUCCUUAGCGCCAAGCCUGGCAAGCGCGCUACUGCCCCGGCACCUGUUGCCGAGGAUGUCGGUGUUGCCUUGAACACCUUUAGUCUGACUGUCCCCGUUGGCGAGGAAGUGCGCGCGCAGGAGUUUCUGGAGCGCAUUAAGACUCUCCUCCAAGUUGAGCCUGCGCGAUUGGUGCUGUGA